AUGGAGAUAUUGAGUCGAUGGAAAAUGAGAAAGAGUUCCAUACGAACUCAAAAAAUUUCAUCCUCCUCGAUGACGCAAAUAACAGUAUUACUACUGAUUAUUGUAUCAUUAGUGCGCGUCCAGUGCUACAAUCCUUUAUUACGCGAACGGGUUUGGAGGCAACGAAUUGCUGGUGCCAGUGAUGAUGAGGGAAAAUUAAUUGCACUGCUCCCUCAACUUCUGCGGCUACGGGAAGAACUUCAGCAGCCAAGCGUCGCCUUCGAUAACAACCAGGAUGAUGACGAGGAAGAAUAUGAUAACGAAUGGGUGGUGCAAAUUGUCGGAGGACCACAGGAAGCUAAAAAUAUUGCACAAGCCGUCGGAUAUAAGUACAUCGCGCCGGUUAUCGUUGAGUUAUUCCAGAUGCGAGGUUUCGAGGAUAUCUAUAUUUUCUCCAAAGAUGGUGCUUAUCGUCAAAAAAGGAAAGCUGAUAGCGAAUCAACCCUCGCUCUACGUCGUCACAAAUAUGUUGUCUGGGCGGAACAACAGCGAGUCAGAAAACGAUACAAACGUGAUGAUGCCAUUGGUAGUAAUUUCGUUGCUAACGAUAAUAAUCACUAUAAUGAUAUGUUUAAUGAUCCGUUCUGGCCCGACCAAUGGAAUCUGGUUUGCUUUUGUGCUUAA
Molecule: messenger RNA, 663 nt
Organism: Gongylonema pulchrum
Lineage: Eukaryota; Metazoa; Nematoda; Chromadorea; Rhabditida; Gongylonematidae
Source: the annotation of a GenBank genome assembly